AUGCCGACAACAUUUUUACAAGAUGUGUUCAAGUGUUUCCAGUCCCGCGACUUUGCACUCCGGUUGUGGAGUUCCCAUAACAAGGUAAACGAAAGGCUGAGGAAAGAAGAAGCUUCUAUAGGUACCGGUGAUCCCAAAUUCCCAAAGACAGUUUGGCCUCCAAAGCAGCUUUGCUCUUCCUGUUACCUUGACUAUGACCAAACAAGCAACAAAAUUGAAUGGAACCAGGAUGAUGUCUACAGGACUCUGAGAAAUUAUUACGGGAAAACACUCGUGUCUCUGUACAAAGAGAAUGAUAUUGCUGGAACUGAAGGAGCUGAAGGAGCCACCCUAGAAGAUUUAACAGUCGGGACGAAUGCAGUUGUGGUGCCGGUUGGAUCUGCUUUGGCAAUUGCUGUUGCUAGCUGUGCCUUUGGAGCACUCGCAUGCUACUGGCGUUCACAACAAAAGAGUCGGAAGUAUUUCCAUCACCUACACUCUUUAAAGAACAUAUGA
Messenger RNA from Lathyrus sativus (Indian pea), 495 nucleotides. NCBI's taxonomy places the organism in Eukaryota, Viridiplantae, Streptophyta, Magnoliopsida, Fabales, Fabaceae. The record is from the annotation of a GenBank genome assembly.